UGGUAAAAUAUUAACAGGGCACUUUCUAGUUGAAUACUUGCUCACUAAAUCAUUGGUAACAGGGAGAAACAGAAUGAAUGCAUGGAUGAAAAAAGGAAACUCUUCUUUUGGUUUCCUGUUGGACCAAAAGAAAAUAUAUACUAGAAGUACUUCUUCUUCUUGGACCUGGAAUAAGGAUUAGAUGAGCCUGGGUGUAGAGUGGAGGCAGCAUUCUUUUUGGGAUUGAAAACAACUGGGUAUUUUAUACUGAUGUCAAUCAUUGCUGAGGAAGGCUAUAUACUUUUUUUUGCAGUUCAUUAUGAAAAGCAGUUGUAAAAGUACAUUACUUGACUUAUAUCUAUUGCAGGUUGCAGGAUGUGUCUCAGAGACACAGUUAAAUAGGAACCCUUCUCCCUCCUUCAGUUCUGUUGUUUCACACAUUCAAACUGGACAGAACUAGAUUAGCUGAAUGUGAUAGCUCAUGCUAAUACUCACGCUGCACAUUGGAAUUGGAAACACCAGUACUGCCUGACUUUUUUAGACUCAUUUGAUUUUAACACUGAAGUGUAGCUGUAAUGGAAAGCCUUUUUCUGCAGUCCCCAGGUACAACCACUGUGUUGUGCACUGUUGGAGUCCUGCUUGUCUUUUACGUGUUAUUUUCCAGUUUCAAUCGUCAAAGAAAGGAGCCUCCGGGGCCCUGGCCACUGCCUGUAAUAGGCAAUUGGUUGCUACUGGAUCUUGGUCUGACUUUUUAUACAUUUUUUAUUUUUUUAUUAUGGCUUUUAUAUCAGCUUUCAAAGAAGUAUGGACCAGUAUUUACAUUCCACUUAGGGCCCAAAAAAGUGGUGGUGUUUGCGGGGCACAAAAUGAUCAAGCAGGCUCUUGUCCACCAUGAUGCAUUUUCAGAGACAGAGGUUCCUCAAAUUAUCCAAGAUCUUAAAUUAACACAUGGAAUUUUAUUCGCCAAUGGAGCCUCGUGGAAAGAAAUGAGGCAAUUUUCACUGACAAAGAUGAAAGACUUUGGAAUGGGAAAGAAAGCAUGCGAAGAGAAAAUUAUAGAGGAGAGUCAACGCCUGAUUGAUAUAUUCAAAGAAAAAAAUGGUAAAGGCUUUGACCCAGCCCAGCCAGUAAACAAUUCUGUCUCCAACAUCAUCUGCUCUAUUGUGUAUGGAAACAGAUUUGAAUAUGAUGACCCGAUUUUCACAUCCAUGGUGGAGAGAGCUACUCAAAACUCUAAACUAUUGGGUUGUCCUUCAAUGCAGGUACAGUACACAGUGUACAUGAGAGCAGGAGUCGUAAACAGACUAAAGAGUAUAGAAUGGGCAGAAUAUAGCAGGUGA
This is a messenger RNA of Labrus mixtus (cuckoo wrasse), 1319 nucleotides long. Its product is annotated as cytochrome P450 2K3-like. Gene Ontology annotation, molecular function: iron ion binding; oxidoreductase activity, acting on paired donors, with incorporation or reduction of molecular oxygen, reduced flavin or flavoprotein as one donor, and incorporation of one atom of oxygen; heme binding. NCBI's taxonomy places the organism in Eukaryota, Metazoa, Chordata, Actinopteri, Labriformes, Labridae. The coding region runs from base 555 to 1319 and encodes 254 amino acids. The record is from RefSeq and is a predicted model, not a curated record. Gene Ontology annotation, biological process: xenobiotic metabolic process. The transcript has 4 exons. Gene Ontology annotation, cellular component: cytoplasm; intracellular membrane-bounded organelle.